AUGUCUGGUUUCUCCUCUUUCUUUCCCUCCAAGUUUCUUCCCUCCAUGAAUCCACGAGAUCGUCCCUCAGACCCUCUCCAUCGUCUUCGCUUUGCCCUCGAAACGAUGCCAGGCUCACGGAAAUAUGUAUUCACGCCUGCCACCCGAGCAGAGAUACUUUCUGAGCUUUAUGAUGCUUUCUGGGGCCCCUACUCCCACCUCUUUCUGCCUCUCUCAAAUUCGAGUCUGCCAAUGCAUGCCACUCUUGGUCAGGUUCAGGCAGAACUCAAUUUUUCAGGCGCAGCGCAACAGUCUGGUGGUUGUUGCGACUGCGGAGACGACGAAGCAUGGCGCAAUCCUAUCAACUGUCCGUUCCACCCUCCUUUGCCAGAACCCGACAGUGCAGCCGACAUAUCCCAGGCAACACCAAAGGCCGUACCAAGAUCAAUGACAGGAGCCGAUGUGCCACCAGUACAGAAUUAUCCAAACAGAGUCUCGUUUCCCCCUGAACUACGAGAAUCUAUGGGUAGGACGAUAGGCUAUGCGUUGGAUUUCUUACUUGAUACGCUCGACUAUUCUCCAGAAGAAGCUUCGGUACCUAACAACGAGGCGGACCUGCGUCUACAACCGUCGGCGGAUCCAAUGCAGAAAGAUCAAUACUGUUUGGUGGUCUGGAAUGACGACAAGCAUUCAUUUGACGAGGUAGUGAGACUAAUAUGCGCCAAUACAAGUCGGGAUCGGAAGGAGGCGUAUGCAGUGGCCCAUUUGAUUGAUGAACUUGGGCGGGAGGUUGUUGAUAUGAACACUAACGUAACGCGGCUACUUGAAAUUGCGCGGACGUUUUCGACAAUCGAAAUUGGAGUAACUGUUCGGAGGGCAUAUGAUACGUUUCGAGAACAAAUAGUUGUGGUUCUUAUCGAGUGGUUGGUCGAUCUCACACGGAGCCGGUUGGGUGCGGACAUCCUCGUGAUCAGGGAGGUGAUCGCAUCAGAGAUGUUGUCACCACGGAAAAGAGAGAAUAACUUUUUUAGCUCGAGUCCACAGUUGCCCAAUGUCGUUGCAGAUAUUCCGAAUCCCUGCAGGCUGGAUUGGUUAUUCUUGUAUCAUCCGCGCCUAUGGAAGAAACCGCGGCUCACUCUAAAAGAAAUUUAUGCGUCUCUUCUCACUCUCAGUCAUCAACACAAGGUCGUCAUUGCGGGACGCUUUGCCAAUGUGUAUCCCCGACUAGUAGACGCUUACCUUUUGGUUGACCGUGAAGCCGAAACAUCUAUCAAGUAUUUUGCCUUACAGCUAUUUACCACACCCUCUGUUGCACUCCACAUUGUGAGGCAUCACAAUCUCGUUUCACGCCUCCUGGAUAUCAUCACGGGUUUUUUCACGAACCAAAUUCAGGACAAACGGAUCGUCAAUUUAGCGGCCACGCGCGCAUUAGAGGCAGAACUUGAUGUCGACAGUUUCCCUUUCAAGUCAAAGCGAUUCAUGCCAGUCUUCAGCGAUCUUAGGUAUUUAUGCCACAAUGAACCGGUGCAACGUCUGAUUGCGCACCAUCAUAUAUUUAUACGUGAGUUCGCCAAGGUGUGUCAGCUGUUCAUGUGUGUAAAUCCGAAUAAACGGGCUGCGACAAAUCAUGUGGAGUACGAGACGGACGCCUGGAUCAGCGUAUUCAACGUCACCCUUUCACUGUCGCGUGUCAUCAAAGUAUAUGGUGAAGCAUUCUCGCGGGCUUCAGCUUCGGAACUUGUCACUGCCAUUACGGGCAUUGUUCAUGAAAUCCUGCUCGUCUGCACGCUUGCAAACGGUCGGCUUGAUAGGGCGAAGUACUCACUGCCGUCAUUUCACGAGGUUGUUUUUGGAGAUGCUGCCUACACGAUUAUCGAUUUUGAUGUCCUUAACGGCUGGAUCAGCUUUCACCAUUCAUUGCACUGGCUACUCGCAGACCUUCUUAAGCACGUCGACAUCCUCUCGGAGGACUCAUUAAAGCAGGUUGGUUUGGCAAGUGUCCGAGACAUCUUCAUGCGAAAUGCAAGUGAGCAGGCAGUUCUGACUAUCAUUGACUUCCCCCUGAGAGUUCUUGCAAUGAUUGCGCAGAUACGUACUGGUUUAUGGGUACGCAAUGGGUUCCCCAUCCGUGGUCAAUUACUCCACUACCGGGAUUUCAUGCUACGUGAAUUGUGUUACGACCAGGAUUUGUUCAUCCUUCAAACAUCGCUGAUUAUUCUCGAUCCCAAUACUGUUAUCGUUACUAUACUUGAUCGUUUCGGCCUCCUCGGCUUCUUCCGCGGAACUGUCGUACACCCAUCGUACGAAGGUUCUCAACUUUCGAGCAUGGUAGAGGAAUUGCUUUAUAUCUUCAUUACCCUCUUCAGUGAGAAGGCUAGCGCUUCCAAGAUGCCGCUGCGAGUUGCUGUGCGUCGAGAGAUUGUCCAUGCUCUCGCCAUGGGCCCUUGUUCAUUCACCGAUCUGGUGAAGCGGGUUGCAGAGCGCAUGGUGGAUGAUAUUUGUUUCGAACGUGUUCUGAAAGAGGUCGCGCAAUUCCGUCCACCGGAAAACAUUGCCGAUACUGGAGUGUAUGAGCUCAAAGACGAAGCCUAUGACGAAGUGAAUCCUUUCUUCUACCACUAUACGCGUAAUAAGCGGGAAGAUGUUGAAUCCGUUCUUCGCAACCGAUUGCGGAAAAAGACAGGCGUUGCUGACCCGAUAAUUAUCCCCAAACCCCUAGGCAUCGAGAAUGGGCCUUUUUCCAUCUUAGCUUCAGCAUUCGAGUCAGAAGCAUUGCUACAAGUGAUGUUCUAUGCAAUAUUCAAUAUCCUCGUCCUGACGGAGUCCUCUGGCACGCCUCCUCCAUCUGCUGAGGCUAUUCUUGAUCAAGCUGUGCAUCUCGUCAUGCUUGCCUUAGUUGAAAGGCAAUCUGUCUUCAGCUGUCUGGCUGCUGUGAAAGCUUUCGAGGAUGGCAAGAACCUUAUCGAUGUCAUCUGCGCGUUGGAACAGGAUGAGAACUUCAAGCCAUACAAAGCCCGCAUUGGUUGGAUUCUCGAGCAGAUCUCGAUCCACGUUCCAGAAGAAGUCCAAGCUCGCAGAAAAGUCAUGGACACGUCUGCUUCUGAUCUGCCGGAUCCCGAGAAUGCAAAGAAACGCGCAGCCAAAGCUAGACAAGAGUCAAUCAUGGCACAGAUGAAGGCCCAACAAGCCAGCUUUGCGAUCAACUUUGACGAUGGAGAGGACGAGGAUGAGGACGUUAUGGAAGAAACACCAGAAGAACACAUCUCUUAUGGCACCUGCAUUGUUUGUCAGGAGGACCUGGAUAUCAAUCGAGCUUUUGGCUCUCUUGGAUUUGUGCAGCCCAGUCGAUUGCUUAGGAGGCAUCCUGACUCUCAUAGCCAAUUCUUGAAUGAGGUGUUGCACAUGCCCCCAUCAAUGGAUCGUUGUGACGCCACUUCUAGCAUGACCUUUCCUCCAGAUAUACAUAUCCAGGAAUUACCAGGGAGCUCCUCGCCGAAUUUUGACUCUUUCCCGACACAGCAUACUCGUUUUGGCCUACACACAUCUGUCUGUGGUCAUAUGAUGCAUUUAGACUGUUUCCAAGUGUAUAGUUCAUCUAUCAAGCAGCGACAUCGAGCCCAUGCCACACGGAACCACCCAGAAAACAUCUUACGCAAGGAAUAUAUUUGCCCAUUGUGCAAGAGCUUGGGAAAUGUGAUUCUUCCUGUUUCUCGACCUUUGUCGCUAACAGCAAGCACUAUACCUUUCCCUGACUGGAUACGUGCCGCCGGCAUAAGCAUAUUGAAGUCUAGACCAGAUACUACCGUGGACCAACUGCAAUUCAGAAAUGGGACCGGGGAGUUCGUAUUCUGGAGUGCGCAAGAUCCCGGGUAUGUGGCCGCUAAUCGUCGUCCUGAUAGACAGGAAAACAUGGAAAUGACAAAAAUGGUUGAUACCUUAAUGACCAUCUCCAAAAACAUGUCAUCGCAAACGCGGCAUCUCCGUGAACGUCCUGAGCCAGAGCCUGGUGAACGAGGGGCGGGGAUCUACCUCCCAGAAGAGCUGGUUGGUUACACUAUUUCUGCUAUAGAAGUAGCCGUUCGAGGUACAGAAAUUCCAGGAGGGACUGUGGCCGAUAGUAUAACAGAGUCGCAGUCUCGGAUGAUUCGUGGGCUGUUAACUUGCUUAGCCAAGUUGGGUGCUGCAGAGUUUGAAGGAAGGUCAGAUGGGGGUCGCGAAGGUAUAAAGCAAGCCAUCAUCAAGAGAUUACUACCAGAAUGGAGCCGCACGUCGUUAACAUCAUUCUCGUAUCCAUUGCUUUUGCGCGACCCGUUCUCCGUGUUGGUCGAGACUGCCGCAGUUGCUCCAGAGAUGCUCCAACAUGUCAUUGUCCUCACUUACUAUGCAUGCCUGGCUCGAACUGUCAUCGGGAUGGUCUAUGUUCUCAACAAAACAAGAAGCUCUAAUACGGUACAACUUCCUGCACGCAGUCAUGUUAGCAUCUUCGGUGAUAUUCGAAUGUUCUUCAUGUCUGUGGUGCGACAUUCGCCGGUCUUUGAGCACACUGCGACACUAGUUUUCGAGACCUUCGGUGAAGCCAGGAUAGAAAAGCUACUAUAUGCUUUCACGCUUCCAUUCCUCCGGCGAGCUGCGAUUUUGUGCCGAUCUGUGGUACCAUUGACGUUCACAACGCCAUCAUUUGGAACCCGUGAUCCCUGCGAGUAUAGUCGCUUAUUGGCCAUGCUCGGGAUACCUCCUUUGUCGGAUCUGCCAAACCAAGACACUCUUCAGAAUGCGCUUUCAGGCUGGUGUGCCCACUAUGGCCACUCUCAUGCUGCAUCUCAACUGAAUUGCGGUGUCGUAUUGGAUUAUCCUGCCAUUUACCGAAUUGCCCGCCUUCCUCUUGUGCUUGAUAACCUGUUUGGUGGACGUGACAAAACUAUGAAGUGUCUGAAAUGUAACACCGUUCCGACUGAUGCGGCAAUUUGCUUGAUAUGUGGAGCAACAUGUUGUAUGCUCAGUAACUGUUGCAUGGAUACGGAAAGAGAAUCCGGAGAAUGUAAUAUGCACACACGAGAGUGUGGUGGAACCAUAGGAAUGUACUUCGUGGUGAAGCGCUGCACUCUCUUAUAUCUCUACGCCAGCAACGGUACAUUUUCUCCUUCCCCUUACCUUGAUGUUCACGGUGAAGCGGACAUUUCCAUGAGGAGAGGGAGACGGCAAUACAUGCAUCCAGCUCGCUGGGAAGAUAUCCGUAAAACAUGGCUGACUCACGGCAUUCCAACUGUUAUUGCCCGGAGACUCGAAAGCACAGUCGACAGUGGUGGUUGGGAAUCAUUAUAGAACUGUCAUGUCUUGCCAUUGUGUCUCCAUUCACCACUGUUUGUUGUAUAAUAGCAAUAUCCGCAAUCCUGUACGCAAUAGUUUUAUAUUCGUGGACAAUGAUCAGAUUGAUUGUGUAUCAACAUGACCCAU
Messenger RNA from Serpula lacrymans var. lacrymans S7.9, 5433 nucleotides. RefSeq lists its product as uncharacterized. Gene Ontology annotation, biological process: ubiquitin-dependent protein catabolic process via the N-end rule pathway; protein ubiquitination. Gene Ontology annotation, cellular component: ubiquitin ligase complex; cytoplasm. The coding region runs from base 1 to 5301 and encodes 1766 amino acids. Gene Ontology annotation, molecular function: ubiquitin protein ligase activity. The transcript has 6 exons. Lineage: Eukaryota; Fungi; Basidiomycota; Agaricomycetes; Boletales; Serpulaceae. The record is from RefSeq and is a predicted model, not a curated record.